Messenger RNA from Ambispora gerdemannii, 867 nucleotides. The record is from the annotation of a GenBank genome assembly. NCBI's taxonomy places the organism in Eukaryota, Fungi, Glomeromycota, Glomeromycetes, Archaeosporales, Ambisporaceae.
AUGGUCUUUAAAAAUCUUGAUGAAAUUUUGCCCGACAUCAUUCACGACCUUCUUUCGUACGACGAAUUGAAGCACAAAAAAGUUCUCGACGAAUAUUUCGUUGAGAAUGCCAAGCUCACACAUCCGCUGUUGACGAUCGAAGGCACGUAUAAUAUAAGAAAGGUGUUUCGUGUGUGGACUUCGUUAAACGCUGAAGAGCCGACGAUAGGGGAAACUUAUGUUAUAGAUCCUCAGUUGUUCGUUUCUAACCCUUUUGAUGGACUUUGUAGUGGCCAAACAGCUGUCGUACACACAGUCCAACACUUUCGACCUCGCAUCAUGCCUUUCAUACACCUACAAGUUCCCGCGAUCACCACCCUAAAAUUCCGACAAACCAACGACGACCGAAUAGUCGAAAUCUACCACCAAGAAGACACGUGGACCCUCGAAGGCUUAAUUCAAAGCGUGCCAAUUGUUCACUGGUGGUACGAGAACAUCGUGCGCGUGGUAAUGGGAAAACUAUUUAGUGGCGUCGGAUCGUUCAUCUAUACAGCGAAUAAAGCGUCCUCGCGUUUGAAUUCGAAUGUGGGCGAAAUUAGGGUCAUGUCGUCAGAGGUUAUCGCUCCGUAUCAGGAACGAGCGCAGAGGAUUAUCUCGCCGUAUUCGGAACAAGCGACAAAGUUCGUUGAACCGUAUUCGGCUACCGCACGAGAUAUUAUUAACAAGGGCUCGAAUAAAGUGCAUGAUUUGACUGUGAAGACGAAAGCUAUGAUUGAGAAUGCGCAGGAGGAAGUUAUUUCAAAGAUUUCGCAAGUUAGAGGUUCACCGCCGCCACUUGCUACUCCUUCAUCUCCUACUACUCUUACUUACCCAACUGUUAAUGAAUAA